AUGUUUUAUGAUGAAAACCUGGUAUUAUUGUUUUAUGUUGAUGAUGGGUUGGCUAUGGGCUCUACUGAUGCCACAGCUAAGUUCAUUGAACAGUUGGGUAAAUGUUUUCAAAUCAAUGUAGAAAAAGUUGAGUACUUCUUGGGUUUACAAAUCAAGAGGUUUGACAACUGUAUUCAAAUAAAUCAAUCUGCAUAUGUGAAGAGGAUUUUGGAGAUGGAUGCGAAACCAUUGCCUUUACCCAUUAAACCAGGAUGGACACCAGGUGAGUCACCUCCUUUUAAUAAUACUGGACUGUAUCGAGAAAUGGUUGGAAGUUUGAUGUAUUUAACACAAGGUGCAAGACCAGAUUUAUCAUAUGCUGUUAAUGUUGCCUCAAGAGUUCAAGACUCACCAACACAGGCGCACUUUGCAUUACUCGAACGAAUAUUUAGGUAUCUUAAAUCAACAAUUACAGAUGGCAUUAAGUUUACGAAGGAUAAAGACUGCGAGAGAGUGUGA
Molecule: messenger RNA, 498 nt
Organism: Schistocerca nitens (vagrant locust)
Lineage: Eukaryota; Metazoa; Arthropoda; Insecta; Orthoptera; Acrididae
Exons: 1
Coding region: 1-498 (165 amino acids)
Source: RefSeq, a predicted model, not a curated record